This is a messenger RNA of Penicilliopsis zonata CBS 506.65, 1695 nucleotides long. RefSeq lists its product as hypothetical. The coding region runs from base 130 to 1608 and encodes 492 amino acids. The record is from RefSeq and is a predicted model, not a curated record. Gene Ontology annotation, molecular function: squalene monooxygenase activity; flavin adenine dinucleotide binding. NCBI's taxonomy places the organism in Eukaryota, Fungi, Ascomycota, Eurotiomycetes, Eurotiales, Aspergillaceae. The transcript is spliced from 2 exons. Gene Ontology annotation, cellular component: endoplasmic reticulum; membrane. Gene Ontology annotation, biological process: ergosterol biosynthetic process.
CCCUGGCCUUGUUUUUAUUUGACUGCGUCUUCUCCCUUGGAAGCAUGCGUUGUCGCUGACUCUGACGCUCCAAUUGCUUCUCCUCUGUCCUCCCGCUUUCGAUUGACCGUUUCCCCUGACUUGUUCGCCAUGACUUUUUCCUCUACCACCACCACCACCGCCCCCGCCGCUGCUAACGGGGCAGACGUUGCCGAACAACGGAGACGUAUACACCACGAGGCCGAUGUCGUGAUUAUUGGAGCCGGCGUGCUGGGGUGUGCCCUGGCGGUAGCGCUAGGGCGUCAGGGCCGCAGCGUGAUUCUGCUGGAGGCGUCGAUGAAGGAACCGGACCGCAUUGUCGGCGAGCUGUUGCAGCCGGGCGGGGUGCGGGCGCUGGAGCAACUAGGACUGCGCGACUGCUUGGAGGAGAUCGAUGCGAUCAAAGUGGCGGGCUACUUCGUCACGUACAUGGGCGAGGAGGUCGACAUUCCGUACCCGGUGGCUUCGCCGACGGCGGUCCCGCCGGAGGGACGGUCGUUCCAUCACGGGCGGUUUGUGAUGAGGCUGCGUGCUGCGGCGCUGGCUUGUCCUAAUGUGACGGUCGUGGAGACCAAGGCGACGGCGUUGAUCACCAGUGAUAACUCGGAUCAAGUGCUUGGCGUGGAGUGUAUGGGCAGCGGCGGCAGCAGCAGCAGCAAAGAAGACGAAAAGAAGGACUGUUACUUUGGCCAUAUGACUGUUGUGGCGGACGGUUAUGCGUCCAAGUUCCGCAAGCAGCAUCAUCAACACACACCCAAGGUCAAAUCCAAGUUCUGGGGUCUGGAGCUGAUUGACGCGAAACUGCCCCGGCCAAACUGCGGCCACGUCCUGCUGGACGACCACCGCCCGCCGAUUCUCAUCUACCAGAUCGGCACGCACGAGACGCGCAUCCUGGUCGACAUCCCCGAGAACCUGCCGUCCGCCUCGGUCAAGAACGGCGGCGUCAAGGGCCACCUGCGCAACGUCGUCCUGCCCUCCCUCCCGGAAUGCGUGCAGCCGUCGUUCCGCGCCGCCCUGGAAAAGGGUCAGCUGCGCUCCAUGCCCAAUUCCUUCCUCCCAGCCUCCACCAACAAGACCCCGGGCCUCGUCAUCCUAGGCGACGCCCUCAACAUGCGCCACCCGCUCACCGGAGGCGGCAUGACCGUCGCCUUCAACGACGUCGUCGUCCUCCGCGACCUGCUCAGUCCAGAGCGCGUCCCGGACCUCGCAGACACCCACCGUGUCGGUAAACAGCUUGCUUCCUUUCACUGGAAGCGCAAGAACGGCUCUUCCGUCAUUAACAUCCUCGCCCAGGCUCUCUACAGCCUUUUUGCUGCUGACGAUGACAACCUUCGCGCCCUCCAACGCGGCUGCUUCGCCUACUUCAAACUCGGCAUGAUCGAGGGCCCCGCCGGCCUCCUCGCCGGCCUCAUCCAGGAACCCUUCGUGCUCGUCUCGCACUUCUUCUCCGUCGCCUUCCUCUCCCUCUGGCUGCUCUUCAAGCAGUCCCCGCUCCUCCGUCUCCCUUUGGUCCCCUUCCAGUGUCUGCUGGUCUUCUGGACCGCCUGUAUCGUCAUCUUCCCCUACAUGCUCGCCGAGUUACGGAGCUAAAAUCCCUUAUUCUAUUUUUAUUUUGUUCUUCUUCUUUUCUCUUUUGUUCCCCCUCAUGACUGCUGUUUUGUAUCUCCCUUCCUGUAU